CGACAAAGAGCACAGCGUGAAAGCCUUCUCGGGCCUCGGGGUUUCUCAGUGGGUCUUAACGUUACUGCCCGCUCGGCAGCAUCGAAGGGCACGCAGGCCCGACUUUCAUUCACCACACACUUAUACUGUACAUUUAUACUACGUAUAUAACAAUGAACAUAAUAGUGCCCAUAAGUGUCAAUAUCUGGAAUCAUCAAAUUUUUGCGUUUAUCACGACUCACUCGGCAUGUCGGGCUACUUGAAACUUUCGUCUCGCAUCAUCUUAAAUUUGUAACAAGAAGAAAGAAUGACGCCACGCACGCAGAGAGCCGAAAUGUUUUACGAGAUCCCUCCUACGGUACGAUUGAUGUCAUUUAAGAAUGUACCGUAUAAUGUAAUUAUCGAUGAGGUAGAUGAAGUAGAUAGUCUCGAUUAUCGAUACGAGCUUAUCAGAAUACAAAGCUUCAAAAAUUGGCCCGUGCCAUAUAUGAAACCCGAGAAACUCGCAGCAGCUGGUUUCUACUACACCGGAGAGCUCGAUAUUGUUAAAUGCUUUGAGUGUGGUACAGAGACGUACAAAUGGCAGGAGGGUGACGAACCCUUGGUGGAUCACAAAAGACAAUCUCCAACGUGCAGAUUUCUUCGCAAUAUCGUUUGUAAUAACAUAUCAGCCAGCGAGAUAGCCGAUAAUGUAUCGCCGAUUGUGUCGCCGUUAUUAGAAGGUCGAGAUGUCUGCGGGCCGUAUAAACACGAUCUUCUACCUGACUAUUAUAACCCGACCAACUCGUCAUCCACAUAUCCCAAGUAUCUGGAAUACAAACGUUAUGAGGUUCGCUUUCGUAGCUUCGAGCACUGGCCGACAUCGUUCAAACAGAAUCCAAAACAGCUGUCGCUCGCAGGAUUUUACUAUACAGGCAGAGGAGACCAGGUGUUGUGUUUUCAUUGUGGCGUAGGAGUGAAAGAUUGGGAACCCAAUGACGAUCCUUGGGAACAACAUGCUAUUUGGUAUCCCAAUUGCAAUUAUUUACUCGAGGUUAAAGGACCAAAAUAUGUGGAGGAGAUCACAGGUCGAACUAUUUCUUCUAAAGAUACGGCAUCUUGUGUCGCGAAAGUGGAGCAAUCGGUAGACAAAAGAGGUGAAGCGAAACAUAUCAAGUUCGCCGAGGAGGAUCAUCUUCCUGGACCGAGUUCUCAGAGCUCCCGAUAUAGUGACGAUAGUGCCGUAGAAAGUAUGUCGAGUAAUAAUUCGUCGAUUAACGGCAGCAAUGAGAAUUUAUCCGACACGAAAACCGAAUCCUGCUCCAAGCCUAUCAGUGACACGAGAAUGUGUAAAAUUUGCUUCGACGCAGAGGUAUCCCAACUGUUUUUACCAUGCAGCCACUUGGUAACUUGUGUCAAUUGCGCCAAAUGCAUUAAGACUUGUCCCAUGUGCCGUGAGUUUGUAACUGGACAGAUGAAAGUAUUCUUCUCAUAAUAUAUUUCUCGCACAAUAUGUUCUCAGCCGUAACAUUUUCACGCUUCAAUAUUUAGAAUCGCACGAUCGAUCGAUAUUAAGAGACACGGUAACCGAGUACAUAUAGCAUACAUUAACAUUUAUUGAGUCGCGUCAUUUUCUUUCCGAAAUAUAAGUAAUCCGUCCAUUUCACGAAUAGAAGGAAACGAUAUUACCCAAUAUGAAUGCGAGGCAGUUUCUUUGCAAAAUAUUCAAGAUCUUUUUGAGUUUAAAUUCUCUUAGCGUGAAUAGCGUAUUCUAUUACGUCACUACGAUAAAUAAGGAGUUGUAAACGUUUUUCUAGUUUUACUUUUAUUUUUCCGAAAGUCGAAUAAUCGAUGGUUACACAAGUUUUCCUAAAGUAUUUUAACGGACUUGUGUAAGGAAAAUUUGCAAACUAGAAAUAACGUUAAUGGCUACAUUAACACACGUGUAUUAAUGUAGUCAUUAACACGAGUAGCAAUUAAUACGAGUCCUAGCUUUAUUGUUUUGUAGCUUUUAGAAGCAAAAAUUUCUUUAGAUAUUAAAAUCUUCACAUUAACUGCCGCAUCGAACUCAUAAGAUAUCGUAUUCUACGUUUUUGUUUGAUAUUAUUAUUAGACACAAUACAGAAGUACAUUUGGAGAAAGAGCAAGUUUUAACGUAUUAAUAUACUUACAUUGUAUGAAAGCAGAAAAUAAAACACGCGAGGACGGUAAGAACAAUAGAACGUGAACGCGUGGACAAUAAAACUAUAGUUGUAAAUACGGUCUCGACAUAAUCUGGUAUAACCUUAAGUAAACAAAAAGCGCUUAAAGGUCAAUCUUAAGGAAUGGGUCAAUUUAAAUACGAUAUAUUUUGAAGACUUUUGAUAUGUAUCUAAUGUCUUAAAAGCAAUAUAUUAGCAAUUUUAAUAGAUAUAUUUUUAAUAGGACAUCAUUCUGCUAAUUAAAAGUAAGAAAAAAUGAAAUAUAUUUUUGUAACAAAUAUUCUUGGAAAUGGAUGAAGCACAAACUGUAAUAACUAAAUAUAUUUUUGUGUAGCCGCUGUAUCAGAGAUUUAGUAUAUGCAAGACUGUCGCUUUUCUUUUUAAGCUGUAGAAUUGGGAAUAUCAGAUGCACGCGCGCAUACAUAUUCAUACAUAUAUACAUACAUACAUACAUAUAUAUAUAUAUACAUACAUACAUACA
This is a messenger RNA of Odontomachus brunneus, 2640 nucleotides long. RefSeq names its product E3 ubiquitin-protein ligase XIAP-like. The coding region runs from base 287 to 1453 and encodes 388 amino acids. Gene Ontology annotation, biological process: regulation of cell cycle. Gene Ontology annotation, cellular component: cytoplasm; nucleus; spindle microtubule. The transcript is spliced from 3 exons. NCBI's taxonomy places the organism in Eukaryota, Metazoa, Arthropoda, Insecta, Hymenoptera, Formicidae. The record is from RefSeq and is a predicted model, not a curated record.